Molecule: messenger RNA, 1322 nt
Organism: Vigna radiata var. radiata (mung bean)
Lineage: Eukaryota; Viridiplantae; Streptophyta; Magnoliopsida; Fabales; Fabaceae
Product: probable long-chain-alcohol O-fatty-acyltransferase 1
Exons: 1
Coding region: 144-1175 (343 amino acids)
Biological process (GO): lipid metabolic process
Source: RefSeq, a predicted model, not a curated record
AAGAGAAAAAAUAUAAAACAAUAAAAAAUAGCCUUGUAAUUCCCUUUUGCUUGUUUGAGAUCCUCAAAUCAAAUCCUAAUUUCCCGUGACAUUUCAGAAACAUUCGACCACCUAGAUUGAAGGAAGAAAAACAAUCAAAAAGAAUGGAUGAUGAAAUUGUGAUGUUCAUGAAGGUGUGGCUCACAACCAUCUCGUGUCUCUGCUACUGUUAUUACAUAUCUUGUACAAUACCAAAAGGAUUAUUCAGACUUAUCUCCAUCCUUCCAAUUCUCUAUCUCUUCCUCAUCCUUCCUUUGAACCUCUAUUCCUUCCACCUUGGUGGCCCCACCACCUUCUUCCUUGUUUGGCUUGCCACUUUCAAACUCCUCCUUUUCUCUUUCAACCAAGGCCCUCUUGCUCAAUCACCCCCAAACAUUCUCCAUUUCAUCUCCUUAGCUUCCCUUCCCAUCAGCCUCAACAACAACAACAUCUCCAAAACCAAACCCAAAUGGCUUUUUCUCCUAAAAGUGCUUAUCUUUCCCUUCAUCAUCCAUGCUUACAACUACACCCAAAAUCUCCAUCCCCAUUUCAUCUUACUCCUUUAUUGCUGUCACAUGUACCUUGGCAUAGAACUUGUGUUAGCCCUCACUGCUAUCCCGGUUCAAACGCUUCUAGGGUUUAACUUACAACCUCAAUUCGACGAACCUUAUCUUUCAACUUCCCUUCAAGACUUUUGGGGUCGUAGGUGGAACCUAAUGGUUACAGGUAUUCUACGUCCCUCCGUAUUCCACCCCGUAUACCGUAUAUCUUUACGUUUUCUGGGUCCCUCUUGCUCCGUCUCCACUGCUGUGCUGGCUACUUUCCUUGUGUCUGGACUCAUGCAUGAGUUAAUAUAUUAUUAUCUCACACGCGCGCCUCCCACGUGGGAAGUUACCUGCUUUUUUGUGCUCCAUGGGGUGUGCACGGCGGCGGAGGUGGCGGUGAAAAAGGUGAUGCUCCGCCGUGGGUGGCGGUUGCAUGGAGUGGUGUCGACGGCGCUUGUGUUGGCGUUCUUGGCGGCAACCGGGAGGUGGUUGUUUUUUCCUCAAUUGUUGAGGAAUGGUGUGGAUAAAAAGGCCAUCGAGGAGUGUGCAACAUUGGUGAAUUUUGUUAAGUCGAAGCUACCGUUGCAUUUGUUAACUUUUUCAUUGUUCUGAGAAUGAUUUUGUUAGCAUUUGUGAAUCAAAGGAUUCGUGAUGAAGCUAAUAUUUUGAGGUUUAUGUCUAUUUGUAAAGGGUGUUCACAACCAAAUAAUUUACACAAUUACGGAAGAUUAAUGUAAUAAAAAUCGAUGGAUUAAAUUU